AUGGCGGAGCAUUUGGCAUCGAUAUUUGGUACGGAGAAGGAUCGAGUGAACUGCCCCUUUUACUUCAAGAUCGGCGCGUGCAGACACGGGGACCGGUGUUCCAGGCUCCAUACCAAGCCCAGCAUAAGUCCAACAAUAUUGCUGUCUAACAUGUACCAGCGUCCUGACAUGAUCACUCCUGGUGUUGAUGCUCAGGGUCAGCCCAUCGAUCCCAAAGCGAUACAGGAACAUUUUGAGGAUUUUUAUGAAGACUUGUUUGAGGAGCUCAACAAGUAUGGAGAGAUUGAAAGCUUGAACAUCUGCGACAAUUUGGCUGACCACAUGGUUGGCAAUGUUUAUGUUCAGUUCAGAGAGGAAGAGCAUGCUGCAAAUGCGGUGAAAAAUUUGACUGGAAGAUUUUAUGCUGGACGGCCCAUUAUUGUUGAUUUUUCUCCAGUGACUGAUUUUCGUGAAGCUACCUGUAGGCAGUAUGACGAGAAUACUUGCAAUCGUGGUGGGUACUGCAACUUUAUGCAUCUGAAAAGAAUUAGCAGGGAGUUGAGACGCCACUUGUUUGGGAGAUACAAGAGAAGGCGUAGCAGAAGCAGAAGCCCUUACAGGCACCGUAGCUAUGAAGAGAGCUCUCAUGGCCAUCACAGUCACAGUAGGAGAUAUGAUGAUCGUGAUUACCAUGAGGGUCGCAGCAGGAGGCGCAGAAGUACAAGUCCUAGUCAUAAGAGGGGUAGAAGCAGGAGCCCAGGUGGAAGGAAGGAUCGCAAUCCUGUUAGGGAAGGUAGUGAAGAAAGACGAGCUAAAAUUGAGCAAUGGAACAGGGAAAAGGAAGAGGCAGAACGCUCUAACAAGAUCAGUACCAGGCCCAGGAGCCACCACAGCAAAGUUGAUAUGGAUACUGACGAUUUGAGCACUGGUGUUUUGGUGCAAGCCAGACCGUUUGGUUUAACAGGAAUUUGUAGGGCAGAGCUGGAAAGGUUAGAACUUAGAAGCAGCAACGUAGUUCGUUUGCUUUGUUGGACAGUUUCAUGUUAUGGUAGGAUGUCUUAUUAUCUUCGAUAUCUUGGUUGA
This is a messenger RNA of Fraxinus pennsylvanica, 1062 nucleotides long. NCBI's taxonomy places the organism in Eukaryota, Viridiplantae, Streptophyta, Magnoliopsida, Lamiales, Oleaceae. The record is from the annotation of a GenBank genome assembly.